Messenger RNA from Branchiostoma floridae (Florida lancelet), 1551 nucleotides. RefSeq names its product paired mesoderm homeobox protein 2-like. The transcript is spliced from 4 exons. Gene Ontology annotation, biological process: regulation of DNA-templated transcription. Bases 83 to 850 code for a protein of 255 amino acids. Gene Ontology annotation, molecular function: DNA binding; DNA-binding transcription factor activity, RNA polymerase II-specific. The record is from RefSeq and is a predicted model, not a curated record. NCBI's taxonomy places the organism in Eukaryota, Metazoa, Chordata, Leptocardii, Amphioxiformes, Branchiostomatidae.
GUCUUCGCUACUCCAAGAGCCGUUGUUGUUCCACUACUACUUCUAAACUUUACAAAACAAACUUUGCAAACUUUAUUGUACGAUGAACGCAAGCGACUUUACGAGGACGUUAGCGGACAAGGCCCGUGUACCGGAGGAUGGGCUGGGGUCUCGCGGGGAGGGGGUGGACUCUGCCCCGAACGGCGGCAAGAGCUUCACGGUGAGUCAUCUGCUGGACCUGGAGGACGCCGGGGCAGCGGCGAUGGACCCGUCGGGGGAGGGAGGCUACUGCGCCGUAGACAAGCUGGGGGAUGGCUCGGUGGAUCCGGAGGGGAGGGACACUGGGAGCGACUCGGGCAGGAAGGACGACGACAGAGACUCUGAGGCGAAGAAGAAGAAGAGGAAACAGCGCAGAAACAGAACGACGUUCACCAGUCAGCAGCUACAGGCUCUGGAGAAGGUGUUCGAGCGGACACACUACCCGGACGCCUUCGUACGGGAGGAGCUGGCCAGGAGAGUCAACCUUAGCGAGGCGAGAGUACAGGUGUGGUUCCAGAACCGGAGAGCGAAGUUCCGGCGGAACGAGCGGACCCUGCUUCAGACUCGCAACGGGCUGCUCAGGCAGGUCCACCCCGAGGGCGUCUCCAUCGAGCAGCCGAUCGCUCCCCGACCAACGCCGAUCGCUCCCGAUUACCUCAGCAGCUGGUCGUCACCGACGUCGCCGUACAACCCGAUCGUGUCUCACGCCAGCGUCGUGCCGUCCACCUGUUCCAUCACACCUGGUCAGAACGUGCACGUCGGCUCCAGCAUCGCCAACCUGCGCCUGCGUGCAAAGGAAUACAGCCUGCAGCACGGCUCCAUCACCGCUUGAGGGCGCUGCUGCAAUAACAACCGUAGUUUUUACGUCAUAGCUUUUAGAAAAUGACAACCGACGAUUUUAAACUUGUCAAGCUCUAAGGUAUUAAAAAUAAUGUAAUAUGCGUAAGAGUUAAACUUUGUUAAGAACUUUAAGUGGAUAUUUUCAAUGUAAAUUGUUUUAUAUCCUUUAUAGACAUAAGUUGUACAUGUAUGAAAAGCCAACUUGAAGGAAUGUAUGGCUAACUAGGCUAAGUACUAGUAUUUACUAAAUCGGGAGUCCUCAUUGCCAUUAUUGAAGUUGGUCAGAAAAUAAUGAAGACAAAUAUACUACGAUAUUUAGUCUCUGGCCGAAAAUCUGCUCGAAGAUUCGGACUUACUGUGCCUUACGAUUUUUUUAUAUCGAUAAUUAUAACUGCUAAAUUCCCACCUUGUGCUUUAAAGCAUCAUACGGUAGAAUUUUCAUUGGUAGAACCAUUGCCUACAAAUGGGAAUAUUUUUCCCUGAAAAGUGCCUUUCUCAGUCUCGAUUUAAUGAGAGACACGAUCAUGGCAUUCCUCGUUCCAAUUGAGAACGUUAACACAAGUAGUAGACUAGAAUGAGCUCUCUUUGUAUUCAUAGCUGCUGUAAUGUAAAGCCAAGUUUGACAACUCUAACGAACCCGUGUAAGAUGUUUUAAAAUUCAUUUGUAUUUUGAAUAAAAUUUUUGGCUACUUU